Molecule: messenger RNA, 1533 nt
Organism: Didymosphaeria variabile
Lineage: Eukaryota; Fungi; Ascomycota; Dothideomycetes; Pleosporales; Didymosphaeriaceae
Exons: 2
Coding region: 1-1533 (510 amino acids)
Biological process (GO): transmembrane transport
Cellular component (GO): membrane
Molecular function (GO): transmembrane transporter activity
Source: RefSeq, a predicted model, not a curated record
AUGUCUGACGAAGAGAAGCAGGCCGCGUUUGGGCGGCAAUCACAGGGGGCUCUGGUACCCAACGUGAGCCCCAAUCAUAACGAAACCGCACACAUGAGUGAGCUAGAGAAGCACGGGAACUUCGUCUUGACUGAAGAGGAGGCAUUUGCUCAUGCGCACAACCACCCUGAGGACACUACACCCAUCUACAUUGUCUACUCGGCCGACGAUAAAGACAAUCCCCGCAAUUGGCCACGGCAAAUACAGGAAGAGUUUGGGGUGUCUCAGGAACUGACGACGCUGUUACUUGCUCUGUAUGUGUUGGGCUUCGCCGUUGGCCCGGUUGUCCUAGCUCCGCUAUCAGAAUACUUCGGUCGCCGACCACUCUAUGUGGUAUCUUGGUUCGUCCUCUUCAUGUUCCAAUUACCAAUCGCCCUUGCGCCAAACUACGGCACGCUGGUGGUUUGUAGAUUCAUCGGCGGCUUUGCUGGCGGUGCUCCUCUCACCAAUACCGGUGGCACCAUUUCCGACCUGUUCAAACGCGACGAGAAUGGGGUUAUCAUGGCUUUCUAUGGUGUCAGCAGCACGUUUGGGCCUCCGUCAGCUUUAGUCAUCAGUGGGUAUCUGGCCCAGAACGAAGGGUGGCGCAUGGUUUUCUGGACCUUGUUUGCCAUCACAGGAGGGUUUUGGGUACUUCUCGUGCUCACUGUUCCAGAGACACGUCAUUCGAAGAUACUGGAGAAGAAAACGCGACGAGUGCGCAAGCAUAUGGAAAAAGAAGGUCUCGCUGUUGCCAAGUAUAUCAGAGAGGCUGAUGCAGACGAACGGAGGGGCAUGAUGGGCCUCUUCAAAGUUUCUCUCACUCGACCAUUUACCUUUCUCUUUACCGAGCCCAUCACCAUGUUUGCAGCAGCAUACAAUGGGUUUCUUUAUGGCUUGGUCUACCUCUUCAACGAAUCUUUUCCGCUGGUUUUUGGUGCUGGUGGGCACGACUUCAAUACUGGGGAGCAGGGCCUAUCUUUUCUCGGACUUGCAAUUGGGCCGCUCAUCGCGUUCUGUUUCUACCCGCUUCAAGAACGCUACUAUCUCCGACGAGUUACGGAGAAUGAUGGGAAAGGUGUGCCAGAGGCCAGAGUCUGGAUGGCGCGUUACGGAGCCCUACUCAUCCCAAUCAGCCUUUUCUGGUUCGCCUGGACCAGCUAUCCAUCUGUACAUUGGAUUGUUCCCAUCAUUGCAUCAUCCCUCUUUGGAGCCGGCAUCUACAUCGUUAUCCUGAGUAUCUUGAAUUACUUAGUCGAUGCCUACCAGGUCUACUCCGCGUCAGCGCUGGCCGGUACGAUUUUAGUACGCAACUUGGUUGGUGGAGGCUUCCCCAUGUUUGCCACGCAGAUGUAUAAGAAGUUGGGGAACGAGUGGGCGUCGAGUCUACUGGGCUUCAUUGCGAUCUUGCUGGUGCCGAUACCCUGGGUGCUUUUCUAUAGAGGGUACGUUAUCAGGAAACGGAGUCCGUGGGCUUCGAUGCAUCUAGAUCAGGAUGAGGAUGUUCCCCAUUGA